AUGACCAAAGCCCUUCAAGUAACUGCGGCCGGCUGGCUCAUCAUUGCCCUGGGCCACACGCGCUCGGCAAAAGACUGGCAGCCCCAUCUCAAGAACCUCCCGAACCUGGCCUACACGUGUGCCAAGGCCGGCUGGUACGAGGGCAGCGGCUUUUUCGUCCUGACCGCGCUGCUCAACUACGCGUGGGCGCAGAACCCCGAGCUCCUCCAGCAGCCCGUCUUCAAGACCAUCGCGGGCCUCUUGGUGGCCAUCACGGGCGUCGCCGGGUGGUAUUACGCGAAGAGAGGAUUGGGAUCCAUUGCGCUGCCCGUCGGCGCGAUUGGCGCGCUGCAGGCGUACUCGGCCUUUUCGAUCUAG
Messenger RNA from Purpureocillium lilacinum, 357 nucleotides. RefSeq lists its product as uncharacterized. The record is from RefSeq and is a predicted model, not a curated record. Lineage: Eukaryota; Fungi; Ascomycota; Sordariomycetes; Hypocreales; Ophiocordycipitaceae.